CGGGGCCGGUCGUGGCGCUCAGGGAUGGAUGCUGCGCCCGGGAGCGCCCCGCCGUCCUCCGCCGCGGCGUUGCGGCUGGCGCUGGCGGCUCCGGGACUGCCCGAGGGUCCCCUCGGCUGCCCCAUCUGCCUGGACGUGCUGCGGGACCCGGUGACGGUGCCGUGCGGACACAACUUCUGCCAGGGCUGCUUGCAGGCGCUCCGCCAGCGGCCAGGCCCCCCCGACGGCGGCGGAGCGGGCGGGGCCGCUCGCUGCCCGCUGUGCCAGGAGCCCGUCCCCGCGGCCCUGCGGCUCUGCAAGAACCGCGCCCUGUGCGAGCUCCUGCCGUUGCUGGCGGCCGCCACCGGCGGCUCGUCCCCGCCGUCCCCGGCCGCCGCGUCCCCGAUGGCCCCGGGAGCCGAGGAGGAGGAUGCCGCGGGGGAGGAAGGAGCGGCGGUGCUGUGCGAUGUGUGCCCGCCGGGCUCACGCGUGGCGGCCGAGCGCUCGUGUYUGGUGUGCCUGGCGUCCUUCUGCGGGGCGCACCUGGAGCCGCACCGGCGMGCCCCCGCCUUCCGCGCACACCGCCUGGUGGCCCCGCUCCGCCGGCUGGAGGAGGGGCUGUGCCCCCGCCACCUGCAGCCCCUCGACGGCUUCUGCCGCACCGAGCAGAGCUGUGUCUGCGCCCGCUGCCGCGCCCACGAGCAUCGCGCCCACGACGUGGUGCCCCUCGAGCAGGAGCGAGAGCACAAGCAGGCCCAGCAAGCCAAAUUCCUCAGCGAUGUGGAGAAUGAGCUGGAGGAGCUGGYAGUCACCAUUGCCCAGGCCAAGAAGAUGGUGGAGCUCAUUAAGGGUGCUGCCACCAAGGAGAGGGAAAGGGUCCAGAAGCUCUUUGCAGAAGCCUCCGAGGUGCUGGCGACCUUCCAGAAGGAGGUGACGGGGUUCAUCGAGGACGGGGAGCGCUCCAUGCUGGGGGAGGCCGAGGCCGAUCUCCGCUGGAAGGAGGAGAGACGAGCCAAGCUGGCCCAGUGCAAGCAAAACCUGGAGAAUGUCCCCAGCACUGACACCAUCUACUUCCUGCAGGAAUUUCAGGCCUUGAAAGUAGCCAUGGAAGAAAACCACUCUCCAGCUCUGAGCUUCCAGAACGAGCUGAACUUCACCAAGUGCGCCCAAGCUGUGGGUGCCGUGAAGGAUGUGCUGUCCACCGCCUGCAAAAACCAGUGGAACCACUUGCAGGGGAAAGGAAUUGAUGGCUUGAAYGGCCAGGAGAUGGAGGAAGCACUGGCCGAGUCCCGAUUUCCAGACAAGUCAAACAAUCCCGCCUGCCUGGAGAGCCGUGAUUAUUUCCUGAAAUUUGCCUUCAUCAUCGACCUGGACAGCGACACCGCCGACAAGUUCAUCCAGCUGUUCGGCACCAAGGGGGCCAAGCGGGUGCUGUGCCCCAUCCCCUACCCGGAGAGCCCCACCCGCUUCAUCAACUGYGAGCAGGUGCUGGGGCUCAACCUCAUGAACAGGGGCAACUACUACUGGGAGGUGGAGCUGAUCGAUGGCUGGGUGAGCAUCGGGGUCAUCGCCGAGGACUUUGACCCGCGGGAAGCCUACAACCAGGGCCGCCUGGGCCGCAACGACAGGUCCUGCUGCCUGCAGUGGAACGGCCAGAGUUACGCAGCCUGGUUUGGUGGCCUGGAGCACCCCAUCCAGCAGCCCUUCUUCCACACCAUCGGCGUCUUCCUGGAGUACUCGGAAAAGGCUYUGACCUUCUACGGGGUCAAGGACUCCAAGAUGACCUGCCUGCAGCAGCUCAAGGUCUGCCCCUCGGCCAAGGGGAAGUGUGACCCGUUCCAGAGCAAGAUCAACCGGCAGUUUGCCUCUCUGUUCUCGUGCAAGCUGAAGCCGGCCUUCUUCCUGGAGAGCGUGGAUGCCCACCUGCAGAUCGGGCCGCUCAAGAAGGAUUGUGUGUCGGUGCUGAAGCGCCGGUGACUGCCCGGGGAGGGGGGCACGGCCACACACACAAAAGCCUGUCCUGCGGGUUGUUGCCACCUCUSUCUGGUAGCCCUGUGUGUCUCUGUGGUAGCCCUCCCUCCUCUCUGUGCUGUUGGGGACCCAGGGCUGGACAGAGCCUCCUGAGGGGCAGGGCUGGGGGCCGGGAUGGGGCUGGGUCCGAGUGCCAGCUCUGCCGCUUGGGCCAGUCCCUGUGCUGCUCCCUGCCCCUCAGCUUCCCUUUCUGGACAUCAGGGACUGUCAGACAGCCUUUCUUGGUAAAGUGUGCUGCUCAGGAGUGCCACACGGGUUUGGAGUUGUGCUUUGGCCGCCUGCCCAGUCCCUCUCCUUCACCUCUGCUCGUGCUGCCCCGGCGACUUGUGCAGAUGCUUUGUGCCUUAUCUCGGGCUCUGUUGCUGAUGCUUUUCUAAGUGCUGCCUCAUGGACACCUUCUGCACACUCCUCACUAAGUGCCUUUGAUGGAGCAAGCCCUGCGUGGACCAGGUGAACCCCCAAAGCAGACGUGGUCACCUCCCUGGUGCCACAUCACCGCUGUUCCCUGGCUUGGAUGAGCUGGUAUUGCGGGGAGAGGGAUGUGGAGGAGCCUGGCUGGGUGCUGGGGUGAUGCUGGGGUGAUGCUGGGGUGAUGCUGGGGUGAUUCAGCACCUCUCCUUGCAGGGUUGCCCAACCAUUAGUGCUGCAAAUGUGAAAUGAGGAUCUCUGCCCGCUGGGAAAGGGAGAAACCUCCUGCCAAGAAGCAGCAGCGCUGUUCCUUCCUGGAGAUGGGGAAGGGAACAGCACAAACCAAAUUUUGARGAUGUGCUUUCAGUAAAUACAUUCCCUAGCAACUGCUGAAGCCUUACAGCCAAAUUCUCCCCCGUGUUUCUGAUGACUCUACUAUUUUGGAGGAUUUUAGUACUGUUAAGCUCCCAACCCUUCAAGAACCCUGGGCACACUUGAGCUGAAAAUCUGCCCCUUAGCUUUGGGAUUUCUAAGUGACAGAGGUGCUGUAUCCUAUGUCCCAGGGCUAAAUGGUCCRGUUUCGUGUUUUUAGGGACAGCUGUGAGUGCCCUGAUAAAGGUGCAGCAUCCGUCAGUUACUAAAUGACCCUUUAGACUCUGGGAAUAAGAAACAAUUAACAAAAACUACUCUCAAGCAAGAGGGAACACUGUUCCCUUCAGGAAAGGUGGAAACACGAGGCUGAGAGCCAAAACUGCCAGUUCACAUGUCCGAAGGGAGCUUUUUCAGAAGGAAAACACAGAAAUAUUGCCUGUGAGGGUGGCACAGAGCAGCCCUUGUCUCAGCCCAGCGUGCCUUUCCACCAGUUUAUUUUUUCUGGGGUGAUUUUGCUACCUACCUCCCAAAGUUUGCUUUCCAGAACCGUAGUGCUGUGUAAUGCACACCUGGAGAGAAAAUACAGAGGGUCAGGUUCUUCACUGGCAUGAGCGAGCCAGUGAUGAUGCAACAACGGUCAGCAGGGAUAGGAAACAGCUCAUUUARCUAAAUAUAUGAUAUAUGUAUAUAUUUCCCCCAAAGGAGAAGCUGGAAAUCAUAGUGCUGUAUUCAAGUGGAGCCAAGGGAAAAACGUGAAUGUGAAUAAAAGGUAGGCACAAAGCUGAGAGGAUUGAAGUUAAAGCCACGUUUCCAUGUAAAGCCACGUUUACACACCGAGGCUCAAAGASCUCCUUUACUGUGACUCCUUCGCCAGCGCUGCCAAUUCCUGCUGGCUCAGAAAGAGCUGCCAGUCCCCAGAAAAUCGGGAUAUUUGACUGAAUGAAGGGUCUGAAUGCGGCCACUCCUUCCCCGGGGCAAGGCUGGUGAGUCAGUUUGGGAAGGGGCUUGCUGGGAUCUGUCUGCAAAUUCCUCCUCCUCCUCCUCCCCCUCGGCAUGAGGUGCCUCCUAAAUGGUGCGAGCAGUGGGAAAAGGAACARUAAGGGCUUCCAGAGUGAAAUCUGCAGCUGAAAUCUUGGCCUUUCCUGGCUGGUGGGAAUGCUGCCCAGACUUCUGUCCGGAUGGGAAUUCAUUCCCCGCGUCCCGAGCUCCAAACCCGCUUUGUUUGGCUGGCGCCAGCGGCCCCUGCAGAGCCCGGCGCUUGCACGAGAUGUCAGCGGUGACACAG
Malurus melanocephalus (red-backed fairy wren) is the source of this 4075-nucleotide messenger RNA. RefSeq names its product tripartite motif containing 47 (gene TRIM47). Gene Ontology annotation, molecular function: protein binding; zinc ion binding. The transcript has 6 exons. The record is from RefSeq and is a predicted model, not a curated record. The coding region runs from base 25 to 1956 and encodes 643 amino acids. Lineage: Eukaryota; Metazoa; Chordata; Aves; Passeriformes; Maluridae.